Messenger RNA from Prorocentrum cordatum, 2423 nucleotides. The record is from the annotation of a GenBank genome assembly. Lineage: Eukaryota; Dinophyceae; Prorocentrales; Prorocentraceae.
CGGCUUCGGUGAGAGCUGGGUGCUCAGGCGGCCUCGGGCCCACUGGGCAGCAGCGUGGCUCCAGGAUCCGAGCGGCUCUCGACGGCGCCGAGACCGCUGGUGGCAAGAGGUCGCACGGUGGCAUGUCGCUCUCUGGGAAGACGUUCGUCUCGCCUGGAGAUAAGGGCGCUCGCGUGAGGCACAGCGACGAGGACUACAUUAGGCUGUUGUCAUUCGACCGCGUCAUGGAGAAUCAGCAGUCGGGCAUCCACGAGCGCUUCGCCAAGAAGCUGCUCGACGAAAUGUCUUUGCAGAAGCCUCCCACGCCCGCGUACUUCACCUUCAAGCGCCACAUGGACAUGGUCGACAAGAUCGUCAGCUUCAACAAGCUGGACGUGAUGGCUUGCAGGCGGGAGGAGCUCGACGCGCGCCUGAAUGAGCUCGACGCGAUCAAGGAGUACUGGCCCUCGUCACGCAAGGAGCCCAUGGAUGAGCUCCUGGAGAGGCGCUUGGCCGACCUGGGGCACCUCAGCACGCAGAUGAACCAGCAGGCCAUUGCCACCAUACUCGCCGCCAUCGUUCCGUGGAAGCUCGGCGAUGAUAGCGUGCCGUCUGGUGACGAUGCCAUCUUUGACCCGAUGUCCCCUUGCCUUUACAUGAUAGACGGCAGCCGCGCCGAAAAGGCUACUCGCAUGCAGAACCUCCUGUUGCAGCACUGCCUCAUCCCGCUGAUCAGCACAGGGCCAGCUGCCACCGAGACGAUCCUAAUGUUUUGCAGUCGGUCGGUCAGCACCUUGUCUCAGAAGCCCGAGGAUCUGCAGGAGGAGUACUUGCAAGUCAUUCUGCCGUCCAUGCGGGUUCUGCGAGCGAUGGCUACGAUCUGCAAGCCGAACGAGACCGCUCACUUGGCUGACGCCCUGACACUGGUGUCUCCCAGCAUGAGCGCUACGAGCGACAAGAGCGGAGUGACGAUCAUGCAGGCAACCGGCGCCGUCCUUGUCGGCACGAAGUCCUGGGACACAAUCGUGGCAGACAUCAAGCAGAAGAGCCAGUCUACCAGGGACAACCUCCCGAAGUACAUGGAUGUCAUGGGGUCCUUGGAACAGAUCAAGGACGGCAAAGGCGAUCUACCGUGCGCUGCCGAGAUGAAGUCCCUCCUCGAGGACGGCAAGAAGCUCUUCAAUGAGGUGCGAGAAGGGAUGGUGACCAGCCUGAAAGUUACCAUCGGCAAUGCUUUGACCUACUUCGUAGAGAAGACGCUGGCGCCGCUCCGCGCUCAAGAUUCCAGCAUCGGCGAUGCGAUUCCCGACUUUUCCAAAGUAGACUUGAAGACCUUAGAAGAUAUCAUCAGUUCAGCCAACUCCUCCCUGGAGUACGCCAUCUUCCCUGCCGCCAAGUACAAGGAAGAGGUCGAGAGGUACAGCAAGGCGGCGCAAACUGCUGGAGUGAAGAUCAAGUUUAUCGAUGCGAUGCGUGUCAUCGAUGCCCAGUGGGUUCAGGAAGUGGUCGGCUCAGACUGCAAUGACUUCGCCCAGGCCGUGCGGGACGUGAGGGCCUUCGCUGGCGAGGUGGACCUCGAUGCGAACAGUCACUUCGACAUUAUUCUGAGCGGUGUAGAUACAGAGCCCAACUGGAUGAAGGAUGGCGCCAAGCAGUUGAUCGACUCCUGCAAAACCGUCUGCGGCUUCAGCGAUUUCAAGCGGCCCAUCGAUGACAAGUACACGCAGAAGUUUUGUGCGAUUUCGAAGGCUUACGAUGUACAUGACAUUCGCACGGCGUAUUUGAACUUGGGUGUCGACGACUCGUCCCGCCUGCAACAUCCUGAUGCUAUGAGGGUUUUGAAGGCACUUAGUUCUGGAGUAGCUGGCCUCAGAGAGUCUACCACGGGCAUGGAGGGUUGGCACAACACCCAGGCUGGACAAGAGCUCCAACGCUCGGCACAGGUGCUCAAGGCAGCGGAUGAGGCCGACUACGCGAAGCUCACCGACGAGGUGAACCAGCUCGUCAGCGACAUCGAUGCCGAGACCAAGAAGCAGGAGCCCGAGGGUGAGCGUUGGCUGAAGAAGGUCAAGAACAGUAACGAUACCAUGGCAACGAUCUUCAAGCUAUCCAAGAAGACCCUAUUCAAGCUCGACGGCACGAAGCUGGAGAAACUAGCCGAGAAGCUCCUGACGAAGAGCAAGACCGCCACCGAUAACAUAGAUCUCUUCGACAGAAAUGAGCCCCAUGACUUCACCAGCAAACUCGAGAUGGCUGCAAAGAAGGUCCAGCUGUACAUCCAUGAGGCCCAGUUCCUCUUGGGCUGGGACCAGUUCAAGCUCGACGAGGUGGGGCUCCACAAGUUCGCGAAGAAACUUGACAAAGACAUGCGCGAGUGGACUUUCCGCAACGUCAAGAUCGGCCUCCAGUUCGAGUCGCCGCUCGACUUGCGGCUCAAGGAGAUA